Mustela erminea (ermine) is the source of this 4088-nucleotide messenger RNA. It is a transcript of the gene MARCHF5, whose product is annotated as membrane associated ring-CH-type finger 5. NCBI's taxonomy places the organism in Eukaryota, Metazoa, Chordata, Mammalia, Carnivora, Mustelidae. Gene Ontology annotation, molecular function: zinc ion binding. The record is from RefSeq and is a predicted model, not a curated record. The transcript is spliced from 6 exons. The coding region runs from base 334 to 1170 and encodes 278 amino acids.
CUCUUACCUCACAGAGGUAGCUCCUCCGCCGGCAGCAACUCGGCGCCCGCGGUCCAUGGACCGGAACCCCGGGCCGACGGGCAGGAACCCGGGCCGCUUUCGCCGCCUCCCCUCCCCAGACUCCUCCUCCUCGCUCUCCACCGCCUCCUCCGGACGCCCGCAGGACGCGCACCGCCGCCUCCGGGCUCGCGGAGCCACCCCAGGAGGCUGGGCGGCGGGUUCGCGGCUGUCGGAGUACUGAGGCCUACUCCGCCGACUCUCAGUGCUAUUGUCCCUGGGCCGGGCCCUGACCAGGUCCACUGGGGAGGGCCGAGUGCGCCGGCUCCGCGGAAGAUGCCGGACCAAGCCCUACAGCAGAUGCUGGACAGAAGUUGCUGGGUGUGUUUUGCCACUGAUGAAGACGAUAGAACAGCUGAAUGGGUGAGACCAUGCAGGUGCAGAGGAUCUACAAAAUGGGUUCACCAGGCUUGUCUGCAGCGCUGGGUAGAUGAAAAACAAAGAGGAAACAGUACAGCCAGAGUGGCAUGUCCUCAGUGCAAUGCUGAAUACUUAAUAGUUUUUCCAAAGUUGGGUCCAGUUGUUUACGUCUUGGAUCUUGCGGAUAGACUGAUCUCAAAAGCUUGUCCAUUUGCUGCAGCAGGAAUAAUGGUUGGCUCUAUCUAUUGGACAGCUGUGACUUAUGGAGCAGUGACAGUGAUGCAGGUUGUAGGCCAUAAAGAAGGUCUGGAUGUUAUGGAGAGAGCUGAUCCUUUGUUCCUUUUAAUUGGACUUCCUACUAUUCCUGUCAUGCUGAUAUUAGGCAAGAUGAUACGCUGGGAAGACUACGUGCUUAGACUAUGGCGGAAAUACUCAAAUAAACUACAAAUUUUGAACAGUAUAUUUCCAGGCAUUGGUUGUCCUGUUCCUCGAAUUCCAGCUGAGGCUAAUCCUUUAGCAGAUCAUGUCUCUGCCACCCGAAUUUUGUGUGGAGCCCUUGUCUUUCCUACUAUUGCGACAAUAGUUGGUAAACUGAUGUUCAGUAGUGUUAACUCUAAUUUACAAAGGACAAUCUUGGGUGGAAUUGCUUUUGUUGCCAUAAAAGGAGCAUUCAAGGUUUACUUCAAACAACAGCAAUAUUUACGUCAGGCACAUCGCAAAAUUCUAAAUUAUCCAGAGCAAGAAGAAGCAUAAAACUGUGACUUCUAGUUGUUCUGCAGUCCUCUCAUCCUUAUGAGUCUGUUGUGUUGUUCUGAUUCCAUCAUUAAUGCACAGUAGUGGAGACUUAUGAUAAGCUGCUGCUCAUAUUUUUAAGAAAUAUAAUAAAGCACUUAGGGCAGGGGAAAUCCUCUCAGUAAUCACGGAACCUGAAGUUGUGAUUUGUUUUCAUUGUUUUGUAUGUAAUUCUUUUAUGGCAGUCAUCUGAACCAUUAUCUUAGCAUGGUAAACCAGGAUUUUGUUCAUAUUUUCUCCAAAUAGAAAUGUAAAGAUCAAACUGUGCAAAUAUUUAAAAAUGCACAUGCUGUUUAAUUCAAAUGCCUCUUUUGUACAUGUUCAUGUUCAGUGUUUUCUUAGAAUCAGCAACUCAAUGAAGGUACUAUGAGGAUUUUUUUUCACUGACAUAAUUUGAUUACAUGCUAAAUAGGAGUAUAUGUUAAUAUGAGGAAAUGUAAAUUAGUUAUAAAAAAAUAACAAACCAAAAAUGUAUGUAAACAUUCAAAUGAUUAUCUGAACAAAUGAGAUUUUGUUGUGUUUUUCUUAACCCAUGUGACAUCCUCAAAUGUGUAGGGUAAAAAUUCACAGGGCUUCCAAAUCACUUUUUCACUAUUAAAUUUUAUUUAUAUAAUAUUGACAUCUCAUAGUUCAUAAUGUAAUUUUGACUCAUGCAGUCAUAAUUACUGUGUGUGUGUGUGUGUGUGUGUGUGUGUGUGCGCGCGAGAGAGAGAGAGAGAGAGGGAGAGAGGCAUAAGGACCUUCAAUCACUGGAGUAAGGUUUUUAAAUCCGUAUUUCUAGAAAUUAGAGCUGCCAGUUUCUAGUAGUUUGAGCACAGAACGACUUGCAAAAAAAAUCAAUAAAGUUAUUUUACUCUUCUCUUUCAUUGAUUCAGUUAUUCAGGUGUUUGUUGAUCACCUAUUUGCCCAGGCAUUAUACAAAGUGCUGUGGGACACAGUGGUGAACAUGACAGACUUGGUUCCUGCUUUUAUGCAGUUUACUGUCUAGUUUCAGCAGAUUGAAAACCAGCAGUGAGUAAACCAAGGUGAGGCCUUGAGCUCUUUGUUUUUAUACCAGUCAGUGAGGAGAUAAUUAUGAAAAUAAGUCUUGAGUAAAUAUUGAGGUUUUUGGCUUAAGUCAAGCUAUUAUUAAAACCAGUACUAAUGUUUUUAGAUUUUAAUUGCUUGUCAUAUCAAGGCUAGCACCUUAAUCACUGUAUAACUAGUUUUAUGUUCAUUUUUAAAAAGCAAUUAUUUAUUUUAAGCCAUUUUUAAUAGUGGCCCUUUUAAUGUUGUUUGGCAGUCUGAAUGGUCUCACAGUUAUUUUCAUUAAUUAAAAUUAAAUUUUUAAAAGAUAGUUCCAAAAACCUUAUUUAUUUUCUUGUUCACAGUAUCUAAUGCAUGACAACAAUAAAUAUUUCCCUUACUGAUAAGUGGCCAUUUCUCUUUAGGAAUGUAGCAAAUAUAGAUUGAGCUAUGUUAGAUUGCAAUAAUGUAUGUUAACUUUAGUAAUUUAAGACUGGUACCUUUCUAUAGUAUGAAUGUCUUAAUUCUGUUAUAAAGUUUAAUGUGAAUGGCUGUUGAACAUUCAGAGUUGUAAUUAUUUUGGGAGGAAGGGAAUAUUUGACUGACAGUGAGCCUUAUUAAGAACACUGCUACAGUUCUGAAGGGGAAAUAUAAAAUCUAUGAUUAUAUAUAAAAAUAACUUAGAUUAUAUAGCUGUAAUUAUAAAAUAUAUUGGCUUUUCUUUAAUUUUCAAUAUAAAAGGCAUAGUAGAUAUUUCUGCAUAAUUUUGUUAUAUGGAACAGCUUUUAGGCAACCUUUAAUAAAAUUAUACAAGCACACCGUUCCCCAGUUACUACUUUGAUGCCCAAGAUGGGGGGAGUGAGUAGCUGCUUGCGUCUGUUGGUAUCAGGGCUCAUGAAGCCAGGAAAACAACUCUAAUCCUUUGGGGGCAGCAGUGAGGAGUUUUUAGGGAUGUGGGGAGGGAAUUGCAAGUGCCUGGAAACCAGAUUGUCCUCUAGCCCUGGAACUGAACACUUUUAAGUCUAAAAAACCUUAGCUCCGAAAGUACCUUGUACCAGUCUUCAGAAUGGUACCUGUACCACCAUGAACAACAAAAGAGCAUGGGCUGACCAAAGUUGAUGGACCUGGGUUCCAAUCCUAAUUCUGCUUUUAAUAACCAGAUGUAUGACCUGACUGAGUGGUUUUCUCUCAGCUACAGUGUUUGUCAUCUCUGAAAUGCAAGUAAUACUUCUAUCUCAGAAGACCAUUUCUAGGAUUAACCAAGAAAUUAAAGGAACAAAGGCACUUUAGGCUCAAGACAGCCCUUACAGAGCAGUAGCUGUUUCUUAAUUGUUAAAUAGUCUGUUUGUGCUCUAGGGAAAGGGAAUGAAGAGGUAAGAGAAUGGUGUUAUGGGACAGAUUAAAGGGAUGUUGUAGACUUUUGGGAUGGGUUGGGUAUAUUCUGUGUUUUCCAGUUUAUUUUCACAUUGCUUUAUUGUGUUAUUUCAAUAAACUUUAAUGUUUUAAACCUCUUUUAUAAAAUUCAGUGACAACGAGUAAAAUUCUCUCCGUUGCAGAAGUUUAACUUAUCUCCAAAGUGGCUGAAAAUAUUGUUCAUCAUUACAUGAUUAUCAAGUGACUGUGAAGAAUAUAAAAUUAAACUUAGUGACUUAAUUAGUCACUGCCUUGCUAACUGUGCUGUAAUUUUUUUAAAUGUCUUGUUUUUUAACAUAGCAGACUAUCUCAGUACUGGCUGGAUUAGGUUAAAUAAAGAAUUUUUAUGUCCUCUAGGUGUACUUUGUCUGUUGAACAACUCCCAAAACAUAAUUUGUUCGUUUUUUAAAAUCCUAGUUAUUGGGAUCCUAGAUGUAUCUGAAAUUUAAAAAAAAAAAAAA